AGACAACUCUUGCAUACACACAUCAAUUCAUUUAAAUGCGUUUAUUAAAAAAGUUUCGAACGAAAAAUGCUGACAACGUGAUGAAUAACAAGGAAAAGAUUGCCACUGCGGACAUGACACGUUGGAUACUCUUGCAGAUUGAUCGUUUCUAUGGACUUGUCCAACGAUCGAUCUGAAGAUCCACUUCUGUCUCGGCAGCAUACAAAUAUUAGUAGCACCUUCUGCUCGGCGUUGCAAAUCGUUGUGCAAUUUAAUUAUACCCCAGGGAAGGGUAUAGCCAGGAUAGCCAUCAGCCAGAUUGACAACAGCCAGAAGAUGAAAGAAAAGGGGGAGAAGCAGCAGCAGCAGCAGCAGGAAAAUAUGGCAAGAGUAAAGCACACAUAAUGGCACUUCAAUAUGCGAGUGUGUGGGGGAGAGCAGGACCGACCUAGUGUGGGGGAGAGCAGCAUGAGCAUGCCAUGUGUGGAGGGUCUGGGUGUGGGUUGGGGACUAAACAGGAGAGGCAACCAACAGCUUGUUAGUGGCUUUGCUGGUCAGUACUUUUAACUAAUGUGUUUUGUGCGACCAUAGAAAAUCUCAAGUACUCACACAGACACACGCACACCAGCCAUGGACACCGGGGCGCUCCUUAGCAUUCGCUGCUCCUGCCCCUCUCAAUUUUUAGGGUGCCAGACAGACCGCAAAGUGUGCAUGUGUGAGGGGAAAAGAGCAAAAAGGGGCAGCAGCAGCUCCUUCAGCUUGCCCCCGUUAUGCUGCUGUUGCCUGCUGCCUGCAUAAAAUAACCGCAUAAAAUGUCGUUAAGUAUAACGAAAUUGAGUCUGCACAUAAAUUCAGAUUAUGAGAUUAAAAUGUUGUGAUUUUCGCACAUCGGAGCGGAGUAGACCGGAGCGGAGAGCGUAUACCCGAAAAACCCUUUUCGUAAUGAAAUCCAGUGUGGCAGGAGGGUCCGGUUAUCCCUACUCACACACACACACACAAACACGUGCGCACACAUAGUGAAGCUUAUUGAAAAAUGCGAUGGAAUCAGCAAUAGCCAGAGAGAGAGCCAACAGAGCAGCCGGAUAGCAGCAGUCAAGCCAAUUUAAUGAGUUUACAGCGCCCUUUUUGCCUUUAAGCGGAAUUUUAUGAAAAAAAAAAAAAAAACACAGUCGGUGGCACAGUGGAAUGAAAAUGUGAUAAGUUGAUUGUUGAAAGCAGACAGCUAUCCGUCCGUAGAAGCAGAGAAGCACUGUCAGAUCUUUCUUUGGAUCUCUGAAGCAAGGAGAAACUGAAUCACAGAGUUAUUUCAUAGCAAAGAAACCAAUGCAGAGGACACAACUAUGGAUCCACAUGAUGCCCAACCACGAAUCACACACCACUGUGGCCCCGUUGUAGAAUAAUAAAGAAGUUGCGGUUGUAUCCGGCGAUCAAAGUCAAAUAUUUGGCUUGAAUGUUUACAAAUUUUGGGUCAGCUGGUAAUUUGACCAAACUCAUACCGAAUUUUCAUGUGAAAUUCCCAAAAUAUGGUUGGACCCUCGAGGAAUGCCAUCAGCUGUCGCUUCAUUAUGACGCUAAUUGUGAGGCCAGAGAGCGUGCACUGCCAAAGGAUUAACAUCAUAGAGGACGAGCAACGUGUCCAUAGAACGUUGGCAAGAACAAACAGGAGACCUUGUGCCUUGUGCUACCGACGGCGAUGGUUGCAUGACCCAUAAACAGUUUAGUUUGACUUAAUCCGGUUAUGUAUCCGGAUUAGCGAAGCGUAACAGAGAGAGGGGUAAUUUUUUGGCUCGAUUCGUUUGGCUGCUGCUCCCGGGACUUUACGACACUUUUUAGGUAAUGAAUGGGAUUACAGUUUUUUUUUAAUCCACUCUCCCAGUGGCUGGGUCCAGCUGUAAAAAAUCUAAUGACUCGUAAAAAGUGCACCGCAGGUCAUCCGGCGAUUGCAUGACCUGCUCCGCGCCGCACCGCGCCGCCCCGCCCCGCACCGGUCAUGAAUGGGCGGCAGGUCAGAAAAAGUACCUCUCAGUGCGUAUAAAUUCUGGUGUCGGCACUGACGUAACCAGCAAACGCACUCAAGCCAUCCAGCAACCAAGAUGUGUCUCGUACAGCAGAAAAACAGCGCACAGCCCGCGGCCCAGCAGCUGCCACAGAAGCAGGAGACGACGAGUCCGAGUCCGAGUCCGAGUCCGAGUCCGACGCCGCAGCCUCCAUCUCCCACCGCCGCCUAUGUGAUGUUCAAGCACCGCGAGGAGCUGCGCCGACGCAAUGGGCGGACGGCCCGCGCCUCCCUCACCAAGAUUCAUCUGACCACCGAACUGAUAGCCCGCACCAAGCAGAACAUUCGACAGUGCAGCUUCGAGGAUCUGGCCAUCCUGGCCAGGGAGACGAUCUUCCGCAAGAGUCUGCAGCGUCGCCUGCACUACAGACGCAUGGAAAUGGGACUGAAGAUCAAACAGAAACGCAUGGGCCACAAGUGAGGGAAAAGUCUGAUAUAGAACAGCACAAGUGAUAACCCAAGAGCCCCUAUUAUAGUAAGAUUAUACAUUUUGGCCAUAGUUUAAUUUAAGUUCAAGCUUCAAGCACAUGUAGAAAUAUUUCCAAAAACCUAAAUUAAACUUCAAUCAUUUAGAAAAACCCCA
Molecule: messenger RNA, 2618 nt
Organism: Drosophila miranda
Lineage: Eukaryota; Metazoa; Arthropoda; Insecta; Diptera; Drosophilidae
Product: CASP-like protein 4U1
Exons: 1
Coding region: 2073-2456 (127 amino acids)
Source: RefSeq, a predicted model, not a curated record